AAAAACAAAAUUUUAUAAGCUUUGCUGCACGACCUUUUCAAAAUCGAAUGGAAAAAAUUAGGGUUUUGGUUUUGGGUGUGAUAAGAGCCAGCCCAAUUUUCAAAGUAGUUCAAAUACAAACGGGCCACAAAAGGAUCCGUCGGGUGUUAGCGCCACCCCGCCCUCUUCCCGCGCCGUCGUCAAGAUUCAAUCAUCCAUCCAUUCUCCGAUUUCCACCCAUAAACCAAUAAACGCAGCGUUUCAGAAUCCAAAUGGAAAAGCUGUCACCUUCUUCUUCGUCGGUCGACCACAAAGCUUGGACAGAGGCCCAAGAUUUGCUGAAGCAAAAAUUGAUUGCGGAAGAUGAUUUCUCAUGGAGAUUAGGUUCAAAGUCAAACUCAAAGUCAAUGGAGAGAGAGGAGGAGAAAGAGGAGGAGAGAGAGGAGGUGUUGAAGUAUGUGGGAGGGGUUGAUAUAAGCUAUUCAAAAGAAAAUCCAUCACUGGCGUGUGGAAUUCUUGUGGUUUUGGAGCUCAAAACUCUCCAAGUUGUGUAUCAAGACUUCUGUGUUGUCACUCCCAAUGUGCCUUAUGUUCCUGGCUUCCUUGCCUUCAGAGAGGCCCCAGUGUUGCUUGAGCUUGUGGAGAAAAUGAAAAACAACAAUAGUCCUUUCUACCCACAGCUUCUAAUGGUCGAUGGAAACGGAAUACUUCAUCCUCGAGGUUUUGGCUUGGCUUGUCAUCUUGGCAUUCUGGCAGAUCUACCUACUAUUGGGAUCGGAAAAAAUGUAAUACUGAUACUUCAUCAUGUGGAUGGUCUAACACUAUCCGGAGUGAAGCAGCUUCUUGAAGCCCAAGAAGACAGUGCUGAAGGUUUUAUUACUUUGAAAGGAUAUUCAGGCCGUAUAUGGGGAGCGGCAGCAAGAUCUGCAGGUGGCUCAUUGAAACCUAUAUUUAUUUCAACUGGUCACCGUAUAUCACUUGAUACUGCCACCAGAAUUGUGAAAAUGACUUGCAAAUUUCGUGUCCCUGAGCCUAUCCGGCAGGCUGAUAUAAGAUCUAGAGACUAUCUUCGGAAGCAUCAAACGAGAACGUCCAAAGAUUGAGCGAAAAUAUGGUAAGUGCCCUGGUUACAACUCCAGGCUUUCCAAGAGAUCCACUUCGCCAUCUACACGUGAAGAAAACGCUCUGAAGUCCAUGAUGUGCAAUCAAGUAUCCGAAUUCGACGAAGUCCAAUCAACGUUGGGACAAGGAGGGGUGACAGUUGAAAAGUUUUGUAGACAACUUGGACAGUACGGAGGUCCCGGACUGCACUGACGGCUUAACAUACUUCAACACCUCCUCUAUCGUCCUUUCUGUGCUUGCGCUUUUGGCUGCAGCUAUUCUCCAUACGACAUCAUCGUCAACAUUUUGGUCAUCUUGUAUAAUUAACAUCUCUCAUCAACUACCUUAUUUUUACUUUAAUUUAAGUUUACCUUAUAUCUUCUAGCAUGGCUUUAAAUAAGAAACUACACUUUGAUCA
Molecule: messenger RNA, 1498 nt
Organism: Pyrus x bretschneideri (Chinese white pear)
Lineage: Eukaryota; Viridiplantae; Streptophyta; Magnoliopsida; Rosales; Rosaceae
Product: endonuclease V
Exons: 8
Coding region: 252-1082 (276 amino acids)
Biological process (GO): DNA repair
Cellular component (GO): cytoplasm; nucleolus
Molecular function (GO): single-stranded RNA binding; RNA endonuclease activity producing 5'-phosphomonoesters, hydrolytic mechanism
Source: RefSeq, a predicted model, not a curated record